Messenger RNA from Sporisorium graminicola, 1692 nucleotides. RefSeq lists its product as uncharacterized. Gene Ontology annotation, molecular function: cysteine synthase activity; cystathionine beta-synthase activity. Lineage: Eukaryota; Fungi; Basidiomycota; Ustilaginomycetes; Ustilaginales; Ustilaginaceae. Gene Ontology annotation, cellular component: cytoplasm. The coding region runs from base 1 to 1692 and encodes 563 amino acids. The transcript is spliced from 2 exons. The record is from RefSeq and is a predicted model, not a curated record.
AUGUCGAGUCGAUCGCCACCGGUUCACACCUACGACCCAGCCCAAAUGAACGUGUUCAAGGGCGCGAACAGUCUCGUCGACUAUUUCAACCCAGACAAGAACGCGCCACUGCCGCUGGUCGAGUUGCCUCCGCAGCUGAAUCCGUUCUACGACGAUGGCGUUAGGAUCUACGCAAAGAUGCUCACGGCCUUGCCUGCAACCAAUGUCAAGAGCUUGCCUGCCCUGUCCCUCCUCGAGUCUGGCGGAGUCAUCUCGCUCGACUCGACUCCGGAGCAGCGCGCGGCACAAGCCAUCCACACGGUCACCGAGUCGUCUUCCGGCUCCACGGUCACGUCGAUGGCCAUGAUCGCGCGUCAGCACGGCGUGUCCAAGGUGCGCGCAUGGAUGUCGAAUAAGGUCUCGCCCACCAAGUCAUCACUGAUGCGGUUCUUUGGGCUCGAGCUUGCACUCUUCGGCGGUCCCUCCCAGUCGCCGCCGCAAGACCCCAUGGGCGGCAUCGCCAAGGCUGCCGCCCAAGGCUCUCAACCUGGCGUGUACAACCCGAACCAGUACGAAAACCCAGCCAACCCGGCAGCUCACACACGGUGGACGGGCAAGCAGCUUCUGCAGCAGCUGCCGGACAUCAAUGUCUUCGCUGGCGGCAUGGGUACGGGAGGAACCAUCACCGGUACAGCAACGAGGCUGAAGCAGGACCAACCAGAUAUGCACAUCGUAGGUGUCUGCGUUGCACGCGGCGACAAGGUACCCGGCCCGCGACCUCGUGAGCUUCUCGAACCGGUUGAUUUCCCUUGGAAAGGACUGGUCGACUCGGUCGAAGACGUCACCAGCCCGGAGAGCUACACCCUGAGCAUGCAGCUGUGUCGCUACGGCAUCGUCUGCGGUCCCAGUAGCGGCUUCUCGCUGCAAGGUCUGUUCCAGGUGCUCGAACGACGCAAAAAGCAGGGCACGCUGUCGCAGCUUCGUCAGCAGAACGACGGCCAACCCAUCCAGGCCGUCUUCCUCUGCUGCGAUCUGCCGUUCCAGUACGUCGAUGAAUACUUCGACAAGUGCGACGCGCAGCUGUUCCCGCCCAUCGUCAACGAGCAUCUCUUCCAAGUGGACCAGUACAAGUACAGCACGAGCUGGAUCUUGGAUGUGGCGAGUGCACAGACGAUGCUAGUGUAUCCACGCUUCUCGAUGGAGCGCGUCGAGCUGCCGUCGCCCUCCGAGCUGUCCUCCGACCCGUCCGAGUCGGAUUCAGACGCCUCGUCCACCCCCGCUACCCCGGGGCUGCUGCGCCCGGCGAUCAUCGACCUACGUUCGCGCGCCGACUUUGCAGCGGGCCACUUGGCACACGCGCGACAUAUCCCGCUCUCCAGCCUCAACGCCGAAGACCCCAGCCCCUACGAAGACGCCGUAUUGCUCGCUACGCAGUUUACCGAGCUCAACAAACGCUUCGUCGAACAGCCGGACGUGGCUCACGAAUGCCCCGGCAACGGCGUCGCCGAGCUCAACCAGCUGAGUCUACCGGAGAUGCUCGCAUGCUUGAAAAAGUCGCAGCGUGAAGCUCUGGUGAUCGACUAUACGGGUGAGACGGGUAGGCUGGCGGUGAGCGUGUUGAGGCAUGCGGGGGUGAAGGCGUACUCGGUGGUGAGAGGAUGGGAUGCGUUGGUGGGCACGCCUGGCAUUCAGAUCGUCAAGCCUAAGGCGUAA